CACUCCGAACAUCUUCUUCUUCCAGAUAGUAGAAAAGGUAGAAAGUUGCGAGGAGAUUCUAUCAAGAUAUUGUAACAGACAAAAGACAGCAUCGAUAACGACGGCUGUGUUCAUACGAUACGGAUCUGCGAAAUGCUUUGAGGAGAGGACUUUAAAGAUCAAUCAUUCUACUUUACCAUGUCAAAAGUAGAGAAAGACGAUGGCGUCACAGCAAAGAAGCGUAUCAACGCACAAGGACUGCCAUGGUGGCUAUGGAUACUGAAACAUAGUCAAGCAAUCGUAACGGCGGGAAUGACAGUCGGCGUGAUUUAUUACCACAACACACAAGGAAUCUAUCUCACUAUAACCGCAUUGGCAACAAGUUUUAUGGCAAAAGGAAUGAAAAAGAUUAUCAAUCAACCUAGACCGGAUGGAUCGAUUGUCAAAACACCCGGAAUGCCUUCUACACAUAGCGCCACCGGCACAUUCAUCGCCCUUUAUCUGGCCAUCCUUCUGGCACGUACUCAACCUUCUUCGGUCGAUCCCACAUGGCUGGUACCUUUGAAGCCGGUCUUGGUACCCUCUUUGAUCACCUUUCCCGCUCUUAUGAUAUACUCAAGAGUACGUUUAGGUGUUCAUACAUUAGAACAAUGCGUUGCAGGAGCCGCUUUAGGUAUUUCCACAACGAUACUCUUUUACACCGUAUGGGCAGGUUAUCCAAACGCACAAAGUCAAGGGUUUGGACAUAGUGUCGUAAAAGGAUUAGCGGGAACGCAAUCGGUAAGAGAGUUGGAUGUUUGGUUGCACGAAACAGUCGUAAAGGUGAUUAGGAUCAUUAUACCCAAUCUUUAGAUGUUCAUUAUCUGCUUUCGCAUGGAUUGUGCCUUAUUAUAGUAUUAUAUCAUUGCUGCUAGUGAAACUGGUCGUAAACUGUGAAAAGAUGAAAGUUUAUUCGCGAUCGAUCUGUCUCCAUCCUUUUACCUUUGCAUCUUUUAGCAACUCUAGAUAAUGUUGUACCAAAUCAUGACAAGCUUCAUAAUGAUUCACACCUUCUGCCCGAU
This is a messenger RNA of Meira miltonrushii, 1040 nucleotides long. RefSeq names its product PAP2-domain-containing protein. The record is from RefSeq and is a predicted model, not a curated record. The transcript is spliced from 4 exons. Gene Ontology annotation, molecular function: sphingosine-1-phosphate phosphatase activity. The coding region runs from base 178 to 831 and encodes 217 amino acids. NCBI's taxonomy places the organism in Eukaryota, Fungi, Basidiomycota, Exobasidiomycetes, Exobasidiales, Brachybasidiaceae.